AUGGAGGACGAUAAGGGCCCGGCCAUCAAGGCAGCCUGCCUUACACUGUGGACGUUGGGAACCGUUUUCGUCUGCCUCCGCCUAUUCACAAGAAAACAUAUCAGAAAAAAUGUACAGGUCGAUGACUACCUGAUUAUUCUAGCUACGGUGAGCGUUUGGAUGGGCGAACGCUGCGACGGCCAUCGUAGCGGUUGCACACGGAAGCGGACACACACCAACACACUCACUCUCGAACAGCAAGGAAACGCCAAGUUCUAUACCAUACUGUCGUUCCCUUUUGGUGUAUUAUCCUUCACGAUUCCGAAGCUCGCCGUGGCCACGCUCCUCACACGACUUUUAAACCCAUCCAGAGUCCACCACGCCUGUCUAUGGGGUUUGGCAUGGCUCUGCCUCAUAUCCGUCAGCAUCUGCAUCAUCAUCUUAUUCACGCAAUGUACCCCGGCAGCUUUCAUGUGGGGUGGCGCACCAGAAGGGAAAUGUAUCAGCCCAUGGGUGCUCAUCGACUUUUCCAUCUAUACAGGAGCGAUCUCGGCCUUUACGGAUCUGUGCCUUGCCAUCUAUCCGGCAGUUAUAUUAUGGGGCCUGCAAAUAAACAUUCGAAAGAAGACAGCCCUUUCUGUUGCCCUCGGCAUCGGAUCGAUCUCCUGCGGCGUCGCCAUAUACAAGUCAACCCGCCUGGAUUCCUUGGCCUCGCCGGAUUUCAUCUAUGAUACUGCAGAUCUGGUCAUUUGGACCGCGGCCGAGGCAACUAGCACAGUCAUAGCCUGCUGCAUCCCGAUUCUGCAACCACUGGUGGAGAUGCUAUUCGGCAGAAGGAUACUCAGUGGCUCCUCAUCCUCCUCCAAAAACUACGAUUAUCACAACGACCGAUGCGGACGACACGGGGGCAUGGAACUUUCCAAAAUCGGACGCUCAGGAAUCCAGCAUACAGUAACAAGCCAUCCUAUUGGCACUCGCUCGGGCGACCCGGACUUGGACUCCCAGGAGAGCAUUCUCCCCAAGGACGGCAAAGGCACCGAUGGACAGAAUCCCAAGAUGCACAGUCGACAUAUCAAGAGAACCGAUGUGAUAACAGUUACAUAUGGCGACAGGGCUACGAUAGACACCGAGCAGAAAGAGCAGAGUGCUACUACAGCAAUGUAG
This is a messenger RNA of Clonostachys byssicola, 1143 nucleotides long. Lineage: Eukaryota; Fungi; Ascomycota; Sordariomycetes; Hypocreales; Bionectriaceae. The record is from the annotation of a GenBank genome assembly.